Molecule: messenger RNA, 4866 nt
Organism: Dipodomys ordii (Ord's kangaroo rat)
Lineage: Eukaryota; Metazoa; Chordata; Mammalia; Rodentia; Heteromyidae
Gene: Tns2
Product: tensin 2
Exons: 29
Coding region: 140-4384 (1414 amino acids)
Biological process (GO): peptidyl-tyrosine dephosphorylation
Molecular function (GO): protein tyrosine phosphatase activity; protein binding
Source: RefSeq, a predicted model, not a curated record
CUCACACCAGCCAGACAGCAUACCCUCCUCCGCCCAUGGGAAGCGGCUGCCUCCGUCAGGCUGCUUCCAGGAAACCCCGGGCCAGGCCCCAGCAUUGUUCAGACCCCUCGGCCGGCCGAGGCUGAGGCAGCCAGACACCAUGAAGUCCAGAGGCCCCGUGGAGAGGCUGCUCAGAGCCUUGGGGAAGGACAGCAGCCGGGCCACCAGCAGGCCUAGGAAAGCAGAACCACAUAGCUUCCGGGAGAAGGCUUUCCGGAAGAAAGCUCCAGUGUGCGCAGUGUGUAAAGUGACCAUCGAUGGGACAGGCGUCUCGUGCAGAGUCUGCAAGGUGGCCACACACAGAAAAUGUGAAGCAAAGGUGACUUCGCCUUGUCAGGCCUUGCCCCCUGCCGAGCUGAGACGCAACACGGCCCCGGUGAGGCGCAUAGAGCACCUGGGAUCCACCAAGUCUCUGAACCACUCAAAGCAACGCAGCACGCUGCCAAGGAGCUUCAGCUUGGACCCCCUCAUGGAGCGUCGCUGGGACCUGGACCUCACCUACGUGACAGAACGCAUCCUGGCCGCCGCCUUCCCCGCGCGGCCCGACGAGCAGCGUCACCGCGGCCACCUGCGGGAGCUGGCCCACGUGCUGCAGUCCAAGCACCGGGACAAGUACCUGCUAUUCAACCUUUCAGAGAAAAGGCAUGACUUGACUCGACUGAAUCCCAAGGUUCAAGACUUUGGCUGGCCUGAGCUGCAUGCCCCACCUCUGGACAAGCUGUGCUCCAUCUGUAAAGCCAUGGAGACAUGGCUCAGUGCUGACCCUCAGCAUGUGGUUGUGCUCUACUGCAAGGGGAGCAAGGGCAAGCUCGGCGUCAUCGUCUCUGCCUAUAUGCACUACAGCAAGAUCUCUGCAGGGGCUGACCAGGCGCUGGCUACUCUCACCAUGCGAAAAUUCUGUGAGGAUAAAGUAGCUGCAGAACUGCAGCCUUCCCAGCGCCGAUACAUCAGCUAUUUCAGUGGGCUGUUGUCUGGCUCCAUCCGAAUGAACAGUAGCCCUCUCUUCCUGCACUAUGUGCUCGUGCCCAUGCUGCCAGCCUUUGAGCCCAGCACAGGCUUUCAGCCGUUCCUCAAAAUCUACCAGUCUAUGCAACUCGUAUACACAUCCGGAGUCUAUCAUGUUGCAGGCCCUGGGCCCCAGCAACUUUGCAUCAGCCUGGAACCAGCCCUCCUCCUCAAAGGCGACGUCAUGGUAACCUGCUAUCACAAGGGUGGCCGAGGGACAGACCGAAUCCUUGUGUUCCGAGUCCAGUUCCACACAUGCACCAUCCAUGGACCACGGCUCACUUUCCCCAAGGACCAGCUAGACGAGGCCUGGACUGAUGAGAGGUUCCCCUUCCAAGUCUCAGUGGAGUUUGUCUUCUCCUCUAGCCCAGAGAAAAUCAAAGGCAACACUCCCCGGAAUGACCCUUCCGUCUCUGUGGACUACAACACUGCAGAGCCUGCUGUGCGCUGGGACUCCUAUGAGAACUUCAACCAGCACCAUGAGGACAGUGUGGAUGGCCCCUUGGCGCAUACCCGAGGCCCCCUGGAUGGCAGCCCUUAUGCCCAGGUGCAGCGAGCACCCCGCCAGGCCCCGCUGGCACCCUCUCCAGAGCCUCCCCCACCCCCCAUGCUCUCUGUCAGCAGUGACUCUGGACAUUCAUCCACACUGACCACCGAGCCAACUGCCGAGUCCCCUGGCCGGCCACCACCAACAGCAGCUGAGAGGCAGGAGCUAGACCGCCUCCUGGGGGGCUGUGGGGUGGCCAGUGGGAGCCGGGGAGCUGGGCGAGAGACAGCUAUCCUAGAUGAUGAAGAACAGCCUCCUGUGGGUGGAGGGUCCCACCUGGCAAUGUAUCCAGGCCAGCGGCCUGGUCUCAGCCGCCACUGCUCCUGCCGCCAGGGCUACCGGGAACCCUGUGGCAUCCCCAAUGGGGGCUUCUACCGGCCGGAUGGAACCCUGGAGAGGCGGCGGCCGCCUUUCGGGGCUGGCUUCGAGGGUCUUCCCCACGGCUUUGCCGAGCCCUCCAUGGAGAAGAGGCGCCUCUGCCGGUCACUAUCAGAGGGGCCAUACCCUUAUGCACCUGAGCUGGCGAAACCUGCCACUGCCAAUGGGGACUUCGGCUACCGCCCUGCUGGCUAUCGGGAGGUGGUGAUCCUGGAAGACCCUGGAGUGCCUACCUUAUGCUCAUGCCCAGCCUGUGAGGAGAAGCUGGCACUGCCCACUGCAGCCCUGUAUGGACUGCGGCUGGAGAGGGAGGCUGGAGAGGGAUGGGCUGGUGAGACCAACAAGCCCCUCCUGCACCCAGUGCGGCAGGGACACGCACUGCCUCUGCUAGUGCCUGCCUAUGGGCACCACCAUGCCCCCAUGCCUGACUACAGCUGCCUGAAGCCACCCAAGGUGGGUGAGGAAGGGCACGAGAGCUGCUCUUAUGCCGUGUGCCCCGAAGGCAGGUAUGGACAUCCAGGCUACCCUGCCCUGGUGACCUAUGGCUAUGGAGGAGCAGUGCCCAGUUACUGUCCAGCAUACGGCCGGGCGCCUCACAGCUGUGGAUCUUCAAAUGAAGGCAGAGGGUAUCCUAGUGCUGGUGCCCACUCACCACAGGCGGGCUCCAUUUCUCCGGGAAACCCACCCUACCCUCAAUCCAGGAAGCUGAGCUAUGAGACCCCUGCAGAGGAGGGAAGGGACAAGUACCCUCUACCUGGGCAUCUGGCCUCAGCAGGAACCUUGGCAUCUGCAGAGUCCCCUGAGCCAGUGUCCUGGAGGGAAGGCCCUAGUGGGCACAGCACUCUGCCUCGAUCUCCCCGGUCUCCCAGAGAUGCCCAGUGCAGCGCCUCUUCAGAGCUGUCAGGUCCCUCCACACCCCUGCACACCAGCAGCCCGGUCCAGGGCAAGGAAAGCACCCGACGGCAGGACACCAGGUCCCCCACCUUGGCACCCACUCAGAGACUAAGUCCUGGUGCAGCCUUGCCCCCUGUUUCUCAGGGAGGUGCCGACAAGGCUCCUGAACUGCCAGCAAGAACUGGGCCUGAACCUGCAGGCCCUCGCUCCUUCUCCCCGACCUCCCCUCCCAGUUCUCCCAAUGACUGGCCUCAGGAAAGGAGCCCAGGGAGCCACUCAGACAGUGCCAGUCCUCGGGGUCCUGUGCCCACUACCCUGCCUGGCCUUCGCCAUGCCCCCUGGCAAGGUCCUCGAGGCCCCCCAGACAGCCCAGAUGGGUCUCCCCUCACCCCUGUGCCUACUCAGAUGCCUUGGCUUGUGGCCAGUCCAGAGCCUCCCCAGAGCUCACCCACACCUGCCUUCCCUCUGGCCACAUCCUAUGACACCAAUGGCCCCACUCAGCCCCCACUUCCUGAGAAACGCCACCUCUUGGGACCUGGGCAACAGUCGGGACCCUGGAGCCUAGAGCAGACAUCACCACCAGCCAGAGGCACCAGCCACCAUGUCACCUUUGCACCUCUGCUCCCGGAUAAUGCCAGUCAGCCCUCAGAGCCCCCUACCCAAGAGAGCCAAAGCAAUGUCAAGUUCGUCCAGGACACAUCCAAGUUCUGGUACAAACCACACCUGUCCCGUGACCAAGCCAUUGCCCUGCUGAAGGACAAGGACCCUGGAGCCUUCCUGAUCAGGGACAGUCACUCAUUCCAAGGAGCCUAUGGGCUGGCCCUCAAAGUGGCCACACCCCCACCCAGUGCCCAGCCCUGGAAAGGGGACCCACUGGAACAGCUGGUCCGCCAUUUCCUCAUCGAAACUGGGCCCAAAGGGGUGAAGAUCAAAGGCUGUCCCAGUGAGCCCUACUUUGGCAGCCUGUCCGCCCUGGUCUCACAACACUCUAUCUCCCCCAUCUCCCUGCCCUGCUGCCUGCGUAUUCCCAGUAAAGAUCCUCUGGAAGAGACCCCAGAGGCUCCAGUGCCCACCAACAUGAGCACAGCGGCAGACCUCCUACGUCAGGGCGCUGCCUGCAGUGUGCUCUAUCUGACCUCAGUGGAAACAGAAUCACUGACUGGCCCCCAAGCAGUGGCCAGAGCCAGCUCUGCAGCUCUGAGCUGCAGCCCCCGCCCAACGCCAGCCAUUGUCCACUUCAAGGUCUCAGCCCAAGGCAUCACACUGACAGACAACCAAAGGAAGCUCUUCUUUCGCCGCCAUUACCCAGUGAGCAGCAUCACCUUCUCCAGCACUGACCCUCAAGACCGCAGAUGGACCAACCCAGAUGGGACCACCUCCAAGAUCUUUGGUUUUGUGGCCAAGAAGCCAGGAAGCCCUUGGGAGAACGUGUGUCACCUCUUUGCGGAGAUGGAUCCAGAUCAACCUGCAGGCGCCAUUGUCACCUUCAUCACUAAAGUUCUACUAGGCCAGAGAAAAUGAAGGAAGGCCACAAGCUCCAAGCCUAUGUCAACACUGCACCUUCCCAGCACUCCACAGCCCACACUGCCCUGGCCUGGACCCAGGAGUCCCAGGAGCCAGCACCCCUAAGGAGAAAUGAAAGCUGGCCUGGGCUGCUGCACUUUUCCCACCCCCAGCCUGCUAAGCUAAGUGGAUGGGCCUAUGAGAUGACCUUGCAUGUGAGCAGAUGGCAGAGACAGUGUGUGGGGUGAGGAGACACAGCAGUUGAGAGCCCUGGAACAGAUCGGGACAGGACCACCUGCAGGAGCACAUGAGCCCUGCCAGUUCCAAUGGGCUGCAGGUCCCAGCAUGGGAGGGGGGGAAGGGGGGAGGAGGAUGUCACUCUCCCCUCUGUCUCCUCUCUAAGCACAGAUCAGAGUGAGAUCACAUGAAUAGAGGAUUAAAAGAGUCUAUUUUUGUCUAAUAAAGAAUUUCUAUUAAUGUUCAAGGAGUUGAUAACCUUA